Molecule: messenger RNA, 5195 nt
Organism: Thecamonas trahens ATCC 50062
Lineage: Eukaryota; Apusomonadida; Apusomonadidae
Product: polymerase 8
Exons: 3
Coding region: 23-5002 (1659 amino acids)
Biological process (GO): endoplasmic reticulum unfolded protein response
Cellular component (GO): endoplasmic reticulum tubular network; intracellular anatomical structure; membrane
Molecular function (GO): NAD+ poly-ADP-ribosyltransferase activity; protein serine/threonine kinase activator activity; kinase binding
Source: RefSeq, a predicted model, not a curated record
ACUGAUAUACUCCCCAGGCAGGAUGGGGGAGAAGCGGCACCGGUCGAAGAGCAAGAGCAAGAAGCAGGGCAAGGACCGGCGUGAGGCUGUGGCCGAGGACGAGACCUCGUCGGCCUCGGCCGUCCUUGGCGAGGUCUCCGACUGGCGCCAGGCCGAGUCCAAGGGACGCCGGAAUGACAAGGCGGCAAGGCGGCGGCGGGCGGCAGCACGGAAGGAGACGUCAACUGGAGCCGACGGAAGCGAAGGCUAUGGUCGUGGCUGGGAGGAGGACGUCAACGUAGUGCCGGUCUUUGACCCGGCUGGUCGCCGUUCCCGCCGGCGGGACUCGUCGACGUCGUCGACGACGGGCAGAAAGGCCCGGAGAAAGUCGGCGGCGACGACAGGCAAGCUGGGCAGAACAGCAGGCAAGCAUGCAGUCGACUCGCGACAUGACGCCGCUAUGGCUGCUGCGGCAGGCAAGGACCACGUUGGCGCGCUCGAGGCCGAGUGGGACGACGGCAACCCGUUUACUGACGACGAGGUCGCCGAGGCCCGCAACGACCAGGGCAUUCCGCCGACCUACGCCGCUGCCGUCCGCGCUGCCCGCCGCAAUCGCCGGCGCGCAGCCCGUGAUGCUGAAGCCGGUGUCGAUGCUGCUGCCGCCGCCGUCGGCCCGUCGGAGGAUCCCGAGGCCGAGGCCAAGCGCCAGGCCCAUGCCCGCCGCCUCCGGGUUCUGCAGGAGACCGAGCGUAUGCUCACCGCCAACAUGCCACCGGCUCCCGAGGAGCUGCGCCGGCUGCCGAUGGCCGCGCCGAUGCGGGUCCAGCGCGACAAGAACGGCAUCGUCAUCGAUGCUGCCGCCGGCCUCUCGCAGACCGAGAUCAACCGCCAGGCCGCGCUCGUCCGCGCCGAGAUCGAGCGUACCAAGCAGUGGGCCACGGCGCAGCUGCUGCGCGAAGAGUACCAGGUCCGCCGGCUCAUCUCGGCCAACCGCCAGCUUGCCGCCCUCUUCCGCGACAACGAGCCGCUGCCGGGUGUCCUGGCCGCCAUGCGCGAGGACAUUGCCGACGCUGCCGACUCGGAGGAGGCUCUCAAGUUCAAGAUUCACUCGGUGCUCGCCGAGCAGGAGGGCCUCGACACCGACCUCGCGUCGGCCUUUCACCAAAUCGCAGACCUCGAGCAGCAGGCUCAGCGCGCAACGGUCGCUCGUGAGGAGCUCCGCCUCGCCGUCUACUCGACCGAAGAGAGCCUCGAGCUGCGCCGGCUCGCCGCCACGCUCCCGCUAGAGGAAAUGCCGCCUGAGAUCGGCGAGUGCGUGCGGAUGGAGGGGGCACUCGAGACGACCACCACCGUCACCAACGAGCGCGUCCAGCACAUGCUGGCUGCCCGCGAGGCUGCAGAGGCAUCCAAGGCGCUGGCCGCCGAGCUUGACGCCGAGAUUUCGCGCGCUCGCACAAAGAGCCGCAGCGAAGACCCUCUCGCCCGCAAGGGCGCGUUCGACCCGGAGCUCCCGCUCCAGGCCCAGCUUCGCCAUGUCAAGGCCAUCGACAUCAACCGCGAGCGGUUGCUCAACUUUCUCCUCGCUCGCUCCGAGUCGACCCACGAGAUGCUGCAGUCGUCGCUCAACGCUGUCGAGGCCUAUCUCGAGGCCAACCACCUCAUUCCGCGCCGCAAGGUCAUCACCACCAUCCGCCGCCACCGCCGCCAGGAGACUCGCCCGCUUCACUCGCCGCCUCCUCCUCCGCCGCGCCCGCCGCAGCCAGGCUACGUCUACCCAGCCCCAUCGCCCGCUCCGCCGCAGCCGCCACGCCCGCCGCGCCCGCCCGUCUUUGCUCCGUCGCUCUCGUACUACCCGCCGCAGCCCUCGCACCUCCCGGGGCCCGAAGCACCCGGCCCGGCGCAGAUCACCUCGAUCACGUACAUCUACCCCGACGGCCACGAGACGACGACGCCGCCGGAACAGUACCUGCGCAAGCACCCGGAGCUGCACAUGUCGCCCGAUCAUAUUGUGCAUCCACAGCCCGGCGCCGCCGCCAUGUAUUCCGCCGCCUCGCCGGUCCCGGUCGUCUCGUCGACGCCGGCCUCGCCCGGCCUCUCGUACUACGCCUCGCCAGGCGGGUAUUCUCAGAGCUCCAUGAGUGCCGGAGCGCUCUCGCCCGACGACGCCGCGCGCCACCACCGGCUGCAGCAGCUUGAGGCUGCCAAGCAGCGGUUCCAUCAGGCGACACCCGAGCAGCUCCGCGCCCGCCGUGAGAUGAUGGAGGCCCAGACCGCAGAGCUCCAGCGCCAGCUGCGCUCGCACUUUUCCGCCCACGGCGGCGCCACCCACUCGGCUCUCUCGUCGCCCGCCUCGUCGCGGGCCUCGUCGCCCGCCGCCGUCCAGGCCCAGCAGGCCCAGCUCCUCGAGCAGCUCCGCCACCGCCAGGCGGUCUUCAACCAGCAGCUUGUCGCUUCGGGCGCCAGCCCUGUCCACACCCAGACCGGUUACAACGACGACGACGAUGCUGAGUCACUCAUCUCCAGUGACUCGGCCUCCAUCGACUCGCUCGCCAUCGAGUCGACUCUGGCCAACCUCGACGCCAUCUCGGCCGCCAUCGAGUCGCACCUCGCCCAGCCGCGUACCGCCUCGUCCACCACCACCACCGACCGCUUCUCCUCGACGACAACGACCACCACCCGGGCACCCGCAGUCUCCGACCUUGCAGCAUGCCAUGCCGCGCACCAGGCCAACCGGAUGAUCCAGAGGUUGGAGUACGAUCCGGAAGCCAACACGGUCGGCAUGGAGAUCGGAGACGGACUUGGCGGGCAGAGUGUGGCGCUGACUCUGGUCAUGGCGGAUGGCUACCCGGACGAGCCAUGCUCGCUGCUGGAUGGUGGAUCGAUGAGUUUAGUCUCGGGUCCACUGACAACCAUUGUCGAUGAGACGUGCGCAAUGGUGGCCAAGCGGCUCGGCGUGCCGUACGUGGGCCAUGUGACCCGGGCCUCGACGGUUGACUCGAUCCUCUCGCUCUACUCGGACUCAGAGUGCGUGCUCGAGCUAUCAUACUCUUCUUCUGACGAUGAGGAGGACUUGCAUCCGAUGGCAGUCUCGAGUCGUGCCAUCUCCGGCCACAAGCUCCUCGCCCGCGACGUCGCCAUCUUUGAGUCGCUUCAUGGCAAGGGCCGCGCUGACUUUACUGCGCUCCGCGGUCUUGACUCGGGUACGCUCACCCUCCAGUGGUGGCCGCCGCUCACUCGGAUGACCGGCAAGGCCUGGGGCGUCGACAUGUCCACCCCAGUGCUCAUCGAGUUUGAUUUGGUGCCGACCUCGUACCUUUUCUCGCGCGAUCCGCCGCGGGUGCGGGUCUCGCAGGACUCGGACAAGCCAUUCUUACUCGCGUUCCAGCUCCGGAACAUUCUUAACAGCUUCCUCGGCAAAAUAUGGAGCGAGCUGUCGACCCGGCUCAAGCACUGCCAUCUCGACGGUGCCAUUCCUUGCGAGGACGCGGGUAAGGGAAAGGACACGAUCGACGAUGUGGCGGGCACAAGCUCAAUGGCGACGUCGGCGACGUCGACGACUUCCGCUGCACUCACCGCGCCCGCUUCCGAUAACCACUCGCUUGCUCACAUGCAGCUGUUGCAGGUGGCAGUUGCGCUCACUGAUAUGGGCUUCCCACUCGAGGCUGCGAUUGCGGCGCUCAACAUCGCAGCGACGAUGGAGGAGGCAACAGAGCUCCUCCUGACUCGCGGUGAAAGCUUGCUGGACGACCCGCCGGGCGGGCCGAUUCCGGGCUCGUACGCACACAUGCUCAGCAUUGCGCACGGCGAGACGCUGAGCGGCCGGGCCGACGAGGAAAGCCAAGCCUCACCAGCUGCCAAAACGGCUUCCCCGCACAGCGGCGCCAUCUUUGCUGGUGACGACGGCUUGGGCGCUCUUGACGUUGAGAACAUGGUCGACUAUGAUCACGGCCUGCCAAGCCUCAUUGUGUCGUAUCUCAACGCACGGACGCCACAUCUCAAUUCGGUCUGCAUCAUCUGCGACCAGCCGCACCUCUUUGCAUCUGGGCUCAUGCUCAAGCCGUCAGUCUGCUCGCGGACAAUCUGCUCGUUUGCCUUUCAGGAUCUGGGCGUGGCCGCCGACGCCGCGGCAGAGCUGGCUCUCGGCACCGCCAUCAUCGACCUGCUGGUCUGCUUUGCCGUGGCCGCUGCUACCGACGCGCAGGCCGAGCUCAUUUUCGACCCCUUCCCGCGAUUGUACGAUCCGAACGACCGACAGGUGGUGGUCCUCGACCCGGAUAACAAGGACUUUACUAUUCUGCGCGAGAUCCUCAACUCGUUCCCGCCUGUGGCCGAGAUGGCGUCGGUGUCGUCUGCACAGCAGCUGCAGGACCGGCUCAACGAGGCCAACCGGUUUGCCUACCCGCUCCUCGCUUGGCUCAUUUCAUCCAACCGGUCGCACAUUGUGCUGCUCCCGCCGGAGCAGCGGCUGCAAAUCAAGACCCCUUUCCAGUACCUCAUGCUCUCAUCUGCGCCCGAGAAGGAGGCUGUCUUCCAGGAGCUCAAGGUCAAGCAUGGAUCCAAGUUUGCGUGGCACGGUUCGCCGACUCAGAACUGGCACUCGAUCUCGCGACGCGGCCUGGUGUCGGCGUCAGGGACCAAGCUGCAGCGCCAUGGCUCUGCGCAUGGGAGCGGCAUCUACCUGUCGACCACGCUCUCGUAUUCGAUGGGCUACUCGACUAAGAACUCGCGAUUCACCGGGCGCGGCACGAGGGUUGCCGCCACGACUGCCGACGCCGACGAGUAUGAGGCCCGGUUCCUUGAUCCCGAGAACAUGAUCUGUGUCGCACUGUGUGAGUUGAUCGACACCUCCGAGGUCCGCAAGUCGAACAACAUCUGGGUCGUCCCCAACGCUGACCACGUCGCCGUCCGCUUUCUCUUUGUCUUUUCCCACGCCAAGUCCAUCGAGUACGAGAAGCGCAACUCAACCGAUUCUUCUUUCCAUGCCGAAGUCUGCGACAUCCUUGCCGCCCAGAUGAGCGGAUAGGCUCCGAGGGCGAAUGAGCGUGUUGUGCUCCGAUGCCCCUUUUCAACUCAAGGAGAGCGAGAGAGAACCUGAUCAUGAUCGCGGUUGCGAUCGCGCGCCAAAGCCACCAACCGUCCCGCACCUUCCCCUCCGCACCCCCCUCCCUUCCCACAACACCCCUUUCGUCCCCCAGCCUUACACCUCACCCUUCCCC